Entamoeba invadens IP1 is the source of this 1662-nucleotide messenger RNA. RefSeq lists its product as hypothetical. The record is from RefSeq and is a predicted model, not a curated record. The coding region runs from base 1 to 1662 and encodes 553 amino acids. Gene Ontology annotation, cellular component: cytoplasm. Gene Ontology annotation, biological process: small GTPase-mediated signal transduction. The transcript has 3 exons. NCBI's taxonomy places the organism in Eukaryota, Evosea, Mastigamoebida, Endamoebidae. Gene Ontology annotation, molecular function: GTPase activator activity.
AUGACCACAGAGUCGACCCAUCGUAAGUCCUCAAGCUUAGAAAGUCCUGACAACGCAGACAAAUUAAUCACAAUAUUGUCUGAUCAAACACCCACACAAUUGAGGAACGAACUCAUCGAAAUAGUUCCACCCGAAGACCAUCACAAAGAAGUCCAAGUUGACCAAAACACAAAGACCUUAAUUUCUUUUCUCGAAAAGACAAAACGCCCAUCGCAACGAAUGACAACGACUUUGGAGGCUGUGAUUAAAGCACGCCACCACAAUGCAAUGACAAAGUACAACACCAAAUACGGGAAAAAGAGCGAGAUCAUGCAGAGUUGUCGACGGACGUUUGAAGGGGAGUUAGCAACGCAGAACGCAAAGAUAACAUUGGAAACACUUUUGGAGAGUAAAAAGAUGUUAGAAGAAAAGAUAUCGAUGAUGAACUCAUACUUCGCGGAGAUGAAUGAGAAGAAACUCCAACGAAUGUAUGACAUCGUGGUGUCUUAUAUCACUCAGGAGGGGUUAACUGAUACCGUUGAAUACUCUUUCGAGAACUCAAAGUACAAAACUAAGAAAGUGAUCCUCCGGUCAAACUUCUUAGUUGUGUGUUCAUCGUCAGGGAAGUCUAAGGACGUGUUCUAUUUGUACAACCCUGUUGUAGAAAAGGAGAGCGAUUGUUCGUUAAGAAUCAAUCAAACGACUAAAAUCAAAUUUCAAAGUAACGAAGUUCGAGAGAAGUGGGUGAGUGCACUACGAAAUUUAACAAUUUGGGUCGAGUCUAUACCUCGGACUGUUAUUAACCAAGAGGGAGGUAUCACAGGGUUGGACAAAGUAGAUAUUACAUUCAAUGCGACUAAAUCGCGGCCAAGUCUCAAUUCGAAGAACUCUGUUGUGUCGUCAUCAAUGAUGUCUAUUCCAUCAUCCCCACCCAUUCAGAAAAAAGAGCCCGUUGAAAUUAAAAAGUCAAGCGAUAUUAAAAAACACACCAAAACGUUGUCGUUGUUUGCACGAAAAGAUAAAGACGAGAAGAAAGACGACAAAAAAGACGAGAAAGGCCAGAAGAAGGAGGACAAAAGCGAUAAGAGCAAAGACGAGAAAAAGAGCGAAAAAGACGAGAAAACACGAGUUAAUUUCUUCGGUAUCAAGUUGGAGAAAUACGGCGAGGAGCACAACACAAACAACAUCCCCUUACCGAUUAAGGCACUUAUUGACUAUUUGAAAAUACACGCAGCAAACGUCGAAGGCAUUUUCAGAAUAUGUGGGAACCAAGACACUGUACAAAACAUUAAAGAACGCUUGCAAUGUCUUGAAACGGACUUUUUCGAUGACAUUGAUAUCUAUUCAUUGGGAAGUGUAUUAAAACAGUAUAUCAGAGAAAUACCAGGCCAAGUGUUACCAACAGAAAUCGAUAAGGAAUUUCUGGAGUUGUUAAAACAAAAAAACAACAUGACUGAUGAAGAGAUGAUGGAAAAAUAUAAACUGGUGUUUAAAAAGCUACCGAAAAUCAUUGCUGAGUUUGUGGAGGAGUUGACGGAGCUCUUCUUCUUGAUCUCACAACACGCAGAAACGAAUAAAAUGAGUGUCACAAAUAUAUUCAUUUGUCUCGGUCCUGCACUUAGGGGAUGCCCCUUCUGUUUUAACUACGCCACUGCUAACCACAAGACCGUGUUUGCGAAGUAA